Messenger RNA from Nomascus leucogenys (northern white-cheeked gibbon), 1441 nucleotides. It is a transcript of the gene PGAM5, whose product is annotated as PGAM family member 5, mitochondrial serine/threonine protein phosphatase. NCBI's taxonomy places the organism in Eukaryota, Metazoa, Chordata, Mammalia, Primates, Hylobatidae. Gene Ontology annotation, biological process: positive regulation of mitochondrial fission. Gene Ontology annotation, cellular component: mitochondrion. The record is from RefSeq and is a predicted model, not a curated record.
CCCGGGGAAGCGUGUCCCUUGCGGAGCGCCGUCGGGGCCGUGGGCGCCUGCGCGGGCCGGCGCGGGAGCGGACGGCAUGGCGUUCCGGCAGGCGCUGCAGCUGGCGGCCUGCGGGCUGGCCGGGGGCUCGGCCGCCGUGCUCUUCUCGGCCGUGGCGGUAGGGAAGCCGCGCGCAGGCGGGGACGCAGAGCCGCGCCCGGCUGAGCCGCCGGCCUGGGCGGGGGGCGCGCGGCCGGGCCCCGGCGUCUGGGACCCCAACUGGGACAGGCGAGAACCACUGUCUCUGAUCAACGUGCGGAAGAGGAACGUGGAAUCUGGGGAAGAAGAGCUGGCGUCCAAGCUGGACCACUACAAAGCCAAGGCCACACGGCACAUCUUCCUCAUCAGGCAUUCCCAGUACCACGUGGAUGGCUCCCUGGAGAAGGACCGCACUCUGACCCCGCUGGGUCGGGAGCAGGCUGAACUCACUGGGCUCCGCCUCGCAAGCUUGGGGUUGAAGUUUAAUAAAAUCGUCCAUUCCUCUAUGACCCGCGCCAUAGAGACCACCGAUAUCAUCAGCCGGCACCUGCCAGGCGUGUGCAAAGUCAGCACAGACCUGCUGCGGGAAGGCGCCCCCAUCGAGCCAGACCCGCCCGUGUCUCACUGGAAGCCGGAAGCUGUGCAGUAUUACGAAGACGGAGCCCGGAUCGAGGCCGCCUUCCGGAACUACAUCCACCGCGCAGAUGCCAGGCAGGAGGAGGACAGUUACGAGAUCUUCAUUUGUCACGCCAACGUCAUCCGCUACAUUGUGUGCAGAGCGCUGCAGUUUCCUCCUGAAGGCUGGCUCCGGCUCUCCCUCAACAACGGCAGCAUCACCCACCUGGUGAUCCGACCCAACGGCCGAGUUGCGCUCAGGACCCUCGGGGACACAGGGUUCAUGCCUCCCGACAAGAUCACCCGAUCCUGAGGGCGCCCGCAGGGCUCCAGCCUCUUCUUCCCUCUGUCCUCCCCGCACAGGCCGCACGCGCUUACGUUUUGUUCCCAAGGAGACCGGUGGAAAAGUAGAAACCUGCAAUGCUGCAUCUGGGGACUGACUUGUGACCAGGCUGAGAAGGGGAGAGUUGGGAUCAGACAGCCUGACUUCUCUGCAGGGUUUUAUACCUGACCGUGAACCCCCAGGAUGGCGUGGGGUUUAAGGUGAAAGCGUCUCACGCACAAGUCAGGCCUGUUGUGGGGACCUGAAAGAAGCCUGACCCAGACCACCACGUUCGCAGCCGCAGCUGACCCGUGCUGAGGGUCCGUGCUCCAUUGGCAAAGCCGGUCAGGCACGAGGGCGACUGAGGCACAUGGAUGAGGAGGGCACCCAGGUUCUGUUCACAACUCACUUCACUUCAUACAUCCUUUUAGUUUCUUAAAACCCUCUUGUCACUUAAAUAUUUGUCAAAGAUUUUCUGGCUGGGCA